Molecule: messenger RNA, 2861 nt
Organism: Rosa rugosa (rugosa rose)
Lineage: Eukaryota; Viridiplantae; Streptophyta; Magnoliopsida; Rosales; Rosaceae
Product: wall-associated receptor kinase-like 8
Exons: 4
Coding region: 201-2477 (758 amino acids)
Biological process (GO): protein phosphorylation; cell surface receptor signaling pathway
Cellular component (GO): plasma membrane
Molecular function (GO): calcium ion binding; ATP binding; polysaccharide binding
Source: RefSeq, a predicted model, not a curated record
UUUUUUUUUUUUGACUUUUUUGGUCUGCCAAUUAAAAUGAAAAAGAAAACAAAGUUGAGACUAAUUAUUAUUCAACUUUACUCUUCUUUCAAUACUUAAACAUGAUCCCUCAAAGCCAGAUGUAGCUCGCUUCCCUCUACAGCAGAUAGACAAUAAUAUCUCGUUAGAAAGAUCGAGGACCUAGCUGCUAGCCAGUAACAAUGUCUAGAUCCCAGUUCCAGUUUCUUGUGCUGCACUUUACUAGUCUGUUCAUCUUGUGGGCUAUGAGCAGCAGGGCAACACUAGCUGCAGCCUCACCGGUGCCCCCCACAGACUCGAUAGCAAAGCUUCACUGCCCGUCCCAUUGUGGAGACAUUGCAAUCCCAUACCCUUUUGGAAUUGGAGAAGGCUGCUACCUUACUGGCAGCGACACAGGUUUCUACAGCAACUCGUUCCAGAUAAUAUGUAACUACUCAACCAGCCCUCCCAAACCUUUCUUGACCAGCACGAGUCUUGAAGUGCUGGAAAUCUCUAUUGAAGGAGAACUCCUGGUCAGAAGCCCCAUAACCUUCUCAAAUUGCACUGACAAGCCGGGGCUGCCGAGCAACCGCCAGACCUACAACCUGGAGCAAACCCCUUUCUGGUACUCCCAGGAUAACAGAUUCACUUCAAUGAGUUGUGGAGGAAUUGCCCUAAUGACAAAAUUUUCUAAUGGGUUGACAACAACACUUGGUGGCUGCUUGUCCAUUUGUGACUACUCUAGUAGUAACCCUGUAUUAAAGAAGAAUACCUGCAUUGGUAUCAACUGCUGCCAAUCCACCUUUCCUAAAUAUCUAAAGAACUUCAAUGCUAGCUUUGCAGACGUAACUAUAAACGCUCGCAGUGCUAACGAAUGCAAGUAUGUAUUCGUUGUAAAGCAAAGUUGGUUUACUAGAGCAAAUAUGUCGGUCAUUGGUGAUAUGGACUACGUCCCUGUGGAGCUGAAAUGGAGCGCACGCUCAUAUUCGGAUAUCUCGAACAAUUGGACUGUCUCUAACAAUAGCACAUAUAUCAGCGAUGAUGGACGUCUACUCUUAUGCUCAAAAGGCUAUGAAGGAAACCCUUAUCUUCUUCAUGGAUGUCAAGAUAUCAAUGAAUGUGAGGGUCGACCAUGUGGUAGUUACGAGAUCUGUAUCAAUUAUCCUGGAGGCUUUAAGUGUGAUCCUCCACCGACAAGCUUACGGCCGGAAAAGCUGGUUGUUAUAGGUCACACCUCAUUAUUAGGAAUCGAUUUAGGAAUCAGGGGUUAUGGGGUUCCAAUUACAAGCACUGUUUUUGGAGUUCUACUUAUACUCAUUUGGGGAUGGUGGUCGCACAAAGUGAUAAAAAAACAGAAGAACAUCGAACGCAAGAAGAAAUUCUUCAAACAAAAGUUGGAGCAACAAGUAUCUUCAGGUGAAGUCAAUGUUGAGAAAAUUAAGCUGUUUAGUUCCAAGGAGCUAGAGAAAGCCACAGACCAUUUUAAUGUAGACAGAAUUCUUGGUCAAGGAGGCCAAGGUACUGUUUACAAAGGAAUGCUGGCAGAUGGAAGAAUUGUUGCUGUGAAGAAGUCUAAACUAGUUCAUGAUGGGGAAAUUAGACAAUUCAUCAAUGAAAUUGUCAUUCUUUCCCAAAUUAUCCACAGAAAUGUGGUCAAACUUUUGGGUUGUUGCUUGGAUACAGAAGUUCCCCUUUUGGUUUAUGAAUUCAUUGCCAAUGGAACACUUUAUGAAUAUAUUCAUCAGCAGAAUGAAGAGUUUCCUCUUACAUGGGAAAUUAGACUACGAGUUGCCGUCGAAGUAGCAGGAGCUAUUUCCUACUUACAUUCUGCAGCUGAUUUUCCCAUUUACCAUCGAGAUAUCAAGUCAUCUAACAUACUCCUAGAUGAGAAAUACAGAGCAAAAGUAGCAGACUUUGGGACUUCUCGAUCUGUUUCGAUUGACCAAACACACCUUACCACACUAGUACAUGGAACAUUUGGUUAUUUGGACCCAGAGUACUUCCAAUCUAGCCAAUUUACUGACAAGAGUGAUGUUUAUAGCUUUGGUGUGGUACUUGUUGAGCUCUUAACUGGACAAAAACCAGUUUCUUUGGCAAGAUCCCAAGAAGAAAGAAGCCUAGCAACUUAUUUCCUUCUUUCUAUGGAUCAAGAUUAUCUGUUUGAUGUUCUAGAUCCUCAAGUUACGAGAUAUGGGGGGAAAGAAGAGAUUACUGCAGUUGCUAACCUUGCAAAAAGAUGCUUAAAUUUGAAUGGAAAGAGACGACCUACUAUGAAAGAAGUAGCAGUUGAGUUGGAGGCAAUUCAAUCGUCAAUUAAGGCCUCUAAUCAUGUUGAUCCAAAUUUGGAAGAGGUUGCAUAUAUCCAAACUCAUGAAAUAACCGAGGCUUGGGAUAUUGUUUCUACAUCAACAGGGCCUUGUAUCGAUGGUGGUACGUCUUCAUUCGAUGCACAACCACUGUUGACUUUGAAGACUCUGUGAACCUUGUUCUCUUGUUUGAGGUUAACUCCUUUUGUUCUUACAUCGUGUAGCACAUAUGCAUUUUCGUUCGUCUCAAAUUUUCCUCGAUGGGGUUCAAGUAGCAGAUUCUUUUACUAAGUUAAUCUCUCUUCAAAUGGUUUGACAUGGUGGGAUUUGCCUCCUAAAUUGGUCUUCUUAUUGUCCCAGAGAUUUUUUUGGAACUUUCCAAUUCGUUUUCAUUUUUUUUUCUCUAGAUAUUGUAUUUGUCAUUUGUUUUUUUGUAUUUUGGGGAGUAGUAUCGUUUCGAUCACUCCAUUUUUUUUCUUUUUCUUUUUGAGGCGUUAGGUUUCAUGUCUCCUUCUUGCUGAUUGUAUUAUCUUUUUCCUUUUCAUUUUAAUAAAAGAC